UGUCAGUCUUCAGUCAUAUCUGUCAAAUCAAUGAAAGCAACACAAUGCGAGCAGCAUCGUUAUUUAUUUGAUUAAUUCUUGGUUAAGUCAAUGCUCCGUUCAUAAUAAGUUCCAAAAUCUUAUCCUAGGAAGUGGCCCACCUCAAUUUGUUGCAAAUAAUAAUUGUGGACGCUUUAAACCGUAUAUUUUCAUAUUAUUGCAUUUUACUACGACAUAUUCUAUCAGACGUGGUGAUUUCUAUUUUAUUAACACAAAAUGCGGUAUGCACAGUUAGUUGUGGGUCCUGCUGGCAGUGGAAAGUCAACCUACUGUUCAACUAUAGUAAAGCAUGCCAAUGACUCAAAGCGUAUAGUGGAGGUAGUGAACCUGGACCCAGCGGCAGAACACUUUGAGUAUGAACCGCUGGUGGACAUACGAGAACUCAUACACUUAGAAGAUGCUAUGGAGGAUGAGGAAUUACAGUUUGGACCCAACGGUGGACUUGUGUUUUGUAUAGAGACCCUUCUAGAAAACUGUGACUGGUUAGAAGAACAGCUAGGCGAUGUUGACGAUGACUAUCUGCUGUUUGACUGCCCUGGCCAGAUAGAACUUUACACACACCUUCCUGUCAUGAGGAAACUAGUGGACCUGUUGCAGAAGUGGAACUUUAGGAUAUGUGUUGUGUUCAUGGUGGACUCACAGUUCAUGAUUGAUGGUGCAAAGUUCUUGUCAGGCACAAUGGCAGCACUCAGUGUGAUGGUGAACUUAGAACUACCGCAUGUAAAUAUUCUCACAAAAAUGGAUCUGCUCAGCAAGAGUGCCCGGAGACAGAUUGAUGAUUACCUAGACCCAGACCCACAUGUGUUACUAGCAGACAUGAGAAACGCAAAAUCAAAAUGGCACGAGAAGUAUGCGAAGUUAACAGAAGCUAUCGGAGAAGUGGUGGAAAACUUCAGCCUGGUCCGCUUCUACCCUCUGAACAUAAAGGAUGAAGAAAGCAUUGAAAAUAUUAUGUUAACAAUAGACAAUAUCAUACAGUAUGGUGAGGAUGCUGAUGUCAAGACCCGAGAUUUUGAUGAAGAGGAUCCUGAUGAUGUAGCCUGUGAUUAAAGAUUUUUUAUUUUA
Messenger RNA from Spodoptera litura, 1104 nucleotides. RefSeq names its product GPN-loop GTPase 3. The record is from RefSeq and is a predicted model, not a curated record. Gene Ontology annotation, molecular function: GTPase activity. Lineage: Eukaryota; Metazoa; Arthropoda; Insecta; Lepidoptera; Noctuidae.